Molecule: messenger RNA, 1769 nt
Organism: Entelurus aequoreus (snake pipefish)
Lineage: Eukaryota; Metazoa; Chordata; Actinopteri; Syngnathiformes; Syngnathidae
Gene: cstf2
Product: cleavage stimulation factor, 3' pre-RNA, subunit 2
Exons: 14
Coding region: 47-1597 (516 amino acids)
Biological process (GO): mRNA 3'-end processing
Cellular component (GO): mRNA cleavage and polyadenylation specificity factor complex
Molecular function (GO): mRNA binding
Source: RefSeq, a predicted model, not a curated record
AUUUUUCCUACUUCCGGUGUGUUUCAUUAGUUUCUGUCCCCCAAAAAUGGCGAACGUUGCUGCUGUCGCUGCUGCUGCCGCCGCCGCCGCUGCAGCUGCUGCGGCGGCGGGUCGAGACCCAGCCGUCGACCGUUCAUUGAGAUCAGUGUUCGUGGGCAACAUUCCCUAUGAAGCCACAGAGGAACAGUUAAAAGACAUCUUCUCUGAAGUGGGACUUGUGGUUAGCUUCAGGUUAGUGUAUGACAGGGAGACGGGAAAACCUAAGGGUUAUGGCUUCUGCGAAUACCAAGACCAGGAGACUGCGCUUAGCGCCAUGCGGAACCUCAACGGCAGAGAGUUCAGUGGUCGGGCCCUUCGUGUUGACAACGCAGCCAGUGAGAAAAACAAGGAAGAGCUUAAAAGUUUGGGAACUGGAGCGCCCAUUAUUGAGUCACCCUAUGGGGACGCCGUGUCCUCAGAGGAGGCUCCGGAGUCCAUCAGUCGAGCUGUGGCCAGUCUACCACCAGAACAGAUGUUUGAACUCAUGAAACAGAUGAAGCUGUGCGUCCAGAACAGUCCCCAGGAGGCGAGGAACAUGCUUCUCCAGAACCCUCAGCUGGCUUACGCUCUGCUGCAGGCCCAGGUCGUCAUGCGCAUCGUCGAUCCUGAAAUCGCCUUGAAAAUGCUUCACCGCCAAACCACGGUCCAGUCGCUGGUCCCCAGCGGUCAAGGAGGAGCAGCAGCAGCGCCCGUCAAUCCAGCACCAGCACAGCCCAACACUCAGCAGCAGCAGCAGCCUGUGGCUGGAAUGCACGUCAACGGAGCACCUCCCAUGAUGCAGCCUCCCAACAUGGGUGUAGUCCCUGGAGCCAUGCCUGGACCUGGACAAGGGCCGGCCCCGGGACUGGUUGGCCCUCCAGGAAACCUUCAGCAUUCUCCCACAGGAGCGUCUGCACAAGCUGCUAUGGAGCGGCCGCAAGGAGGAGGCGGCAUCCCCCCCAGAGGUCUCCUGGGCGACGGCCCCAAUGAUCCCAGAGGGGGCAGCCUGCUGUCCGUCACAGGAGAGACCAUUGAGCCCAAUCGAGGAUACAUGGGGGCACCUCCUCCCCACUCUGCGGCGCCCGUGCACAUGGCCCCAAUGGGAGCUGGACCACCACCGGAUAUGAGAGGGCCUCCUAUGGACAUGAGAGGCCCGCCUAUGGGUGAACCCCGAAACAUGAUGGGUGACCCAAGAGGGCCUCCUAUGAUGGAGCAGCGGGGACCUCCGAUGGAAAACAGAGGUCGCGAUCCCAGAGCGAUGGACACGCGCGGUCCUGUGGCGGCCCAGAGGGUUCCCAUGGCACCGGGAAUGCCAGGCCCCAUUCCCCACAACAUGGGCCCCAGCGUGCCACUUCCUCAGAGACUGGGUCCGGGUAUUCCUGGAGUCCCUCCGUCAGGAGCAGGUGGUUUCAGCCCUGGCCAGAGCCAAGUUUCCACACAGGACCAAGAAAAGGCGGCGCUGAUCAUGCAGGUGCUGCAGCUGACCCCAGAACAGAUUGCCAUGUUGCCCCCCGAGCAGAGGCAGAGCAUCCUCAUCCUCAAAGAGCAGAUCCAGAAAACUGCAGGAGGUGCACCUUGAUUGUCUGACAGUGCAAAGGUCAGUCUGCCCUCCACCUGAAGAUCUCAUUAGUUUGGAGAAUUGUAUAGAUUGUUGUUGUUCUUUUGUGGAUUCACUCACCUCAUGUUUCAUCUUUUAUUUCACCCCACAUGUGAAAUCCACCAUUUCAUCAAUAAAAGCAAACAAAACAAAA